AAACACCCCCGGCGCUUGAAAAUAGGAGAAGCACGCAUCCCGGGGUAAGGCGCAGCCUAUGCGCAAAAUGCGUAAGAAGCGCUAUGAUGCGCACGCCUUGGACGCCUGAGACGGAAAAGGCUAAUAGCCUUUUUUGGGUUUAAAACUUUAUAAAACAAUUAGCACAUAUCUUUAAUAGCACUCAGCUCACGAAAAAGAUCCUAAUUCAGUUACCUUCAUUUACUGUGGAAAAGUAACUAAUGGAGGGAUUUACCGGGCAAAGCUUCAUCAAAUAGGAGGGGAUAGAAAUGUGAAGGCUUGUUUGAAAUGUCCAGAAGAUGUGAAAAAGAUGCUUAGGGAAUAUAUGCAAUCAAAAAAGGAUGCCAAGAUCAAUUAUGAUAAACUGCCAGAACAUCCUGAUUUCGAUGCAUUCCAUGAUCUGGAAGAUGAUGACAGUGAACCUGAGGAGCUGCAGAAAGAUCCUAGAGGCAAGCUAAAAAGACCUUGUCACGUGCAGCUGCAGCAGACCAAAGCAUCUUCAAAGAAAGGAAAAGUAAAAGGUCCUAUGGACUCUUUUAUCUUCAAGAAGCCAGAAAGGGAGACUGAAGCAAUUGAAGAUCGAUAAGAAGUUGGAUAAGCAAACUUUUUUUACGAGAAUAUAAUAUAGCAAACUUUUUAAGAGAAGUAGCUAUACAAUAUAUAGCAAACUUUUUUUACGAGAAUGAGAUUCCUUUCAAUGUUGCCCGGUCCCAUUCUUUUGAAUGUGCUAUUGAGGCAAUAGGACAAUAUGGUCCUAAUUUGAAGCCCCCUAGCUACCAUGAAGUGCGGGUCACAUGUUUGAAGAAAGAAGUUGCUAACCUCCAAAACAUGCGAGCUGACCAUAGAGCUAUAUGGGUCAAAUAUGGCUGCUCAAUAAUGGCAGAUGGAUGGACUAGCACCACAGGUCAGUGCAUUGUUAACUUCUUGGUUCAUUCUUUGGCUGGUUGUGUGUUUAUAAAAUCUGUGGAUGCCUCUUCAUACUCAAAAACCGGUCCAAAGGUACUAGAGCUAUUGGAUGAAUUUGUUGAAUAUGUUGGGGAAGCAAACAUUGUGCAAGUUGUUACCGAUAAUGGUACUAAUUUUAAGUUACGUGGUAAGUUAUUAGAAAUCAAGAGGCCAAAAUUAUAUUGGACGCCGUGCGGUGCGCAUUGCAUUGAUCUAAUGCUAGAGGACAUUGGGAAGCUGCCUUUGGUUUCAAAGACCUUCAAACGGGCUGUGAGUGUGACUAACUUUAUUUAUAAUCGAACGGGAUUAUUGAAUUUAAUGAGGAGGUAUACGGGGCAGAGAAAUCUAAUAAGACCGGGGAAGACAAGAUCCUGCACAUGCUACAUCACUUUAAAGAGCAUCUAUAAGCAAAAAAUGAAUCUUCGGGCUUUGUUCUCUAGGAGUGACUGGAAUUCCAGCAAGUGGGCUAAAGAGAUAUAGGUGGGAAACAAGUUGAAGACAGUAUGCUAAUGCCUACCUUUUGGGAUAAUGCAUAUUACAUACUCAAAUUUAUGGGUCCUCUUGUGAAAGUUCUUCGACUCGUAGACAAUUAGAGGAAGCCGGCAAUGUGAUACAUAUAUGAAGCGAUGGAUAGAGCCAAAGAAGCUAUAAUAAAGGCUUUCAAUGGAAGAGAAGAGAACUACAAAGCUACUUUCGAAAUCAUUGAUACAAGAUGGGAAGAUCAACUCCAUCAUUCACUACAUGCGGCUGGUCAUUAUCUCAAUCCAGCCUGUUUCUAUGAUGAUCCCCAAGUUGAAUUCAAUUAUGAGAUCACAACUGGACUCUAUGCUUGUAUCGCAAAGUUAGUUCCACAACAAAGCGAGCAACUGGAGAUUAUUGAUGAGCUGUCCAAAUAUACAAGAGCUGAAGGCCUUUUUGGAAUCAAUUUGGCAAUUUUGACAAGAAAGACUAAAUCACCAGCUUAAUGGUGGCGCUUGUAUGGAAGCACAACUCCAAGCUUACAAAAGCUGGCAAUGAGAGUUCUUAGCCUGACUUGUAGUUCUUCAGGCUGCGAACGCAAUUGGAGCGUGUUUGAACAAAUUCACACAAAGAGAAGGAACAGGCUAGGAAUGAAGAAGUUAAAUGACUUAGCAUUUGUGAAGUACAAUGCAACUUUAAAAGCUCGCUUUGACUCUAAAGAUAUCACAGAUCCGAUUGCUUUAGAUAACAUCGAUGAUUGCAAUGAGUGGUUGGCUGGAAACGUGAAUGGAAGUGCAACAGAUGACUUCACAAAUAAGAUAUACGAAGUACUAGAAAGCACUCCAGAAAUGCGAGUUCCAGUACUACUCGUAGGCUUGUGGAUGAGGAAAGUGAGGGAGAAGUUGAAGAGGAUGUUGGGGAAUAUAAAUCAGAUAAUGGAGAAGAAACUGACUCCUCUUUUAAUGACGAAUAGUCCUUCACAAGUUUAAUGAGGGGAAAUAGGCUCGGAUUUCAGUGUCUUUUAGUUUUAGUUUUAGUAUUAAAGCCAUGAAUUCUAAAUUUUGACUUUUAUUUUUGUGAAUCAUGACUUUAUUUUGGUGAAUCCUAGCUUUUUAAUGCAUUUGGUUCAAUAUGAUAUUACAUACAUCAUAUUGGUAAUUAAUACUAUAUGUGAUUUUAUAUAAGUAAUGCGCUUCACCCGAGUCAGGCGAGCGCUUUUUUGCGUCUUGCGCCUCCGGCGCUAGAAGACUCCUAGCGCCUUAGGUGCGCCUUUCGACUUUGACUACCUUGCAAAAACCUAUAAAUGCCAUUAAGACGUUUACAAGUAAAUCUGGAAUGCCAUUACCUUUAUUUAAUUCAAUCUAUAGCUUAAGCAUUUCAGUGUCCCCAUAUAUUAACUUAUUGUUAAUUAUAAAUAAAAGGAAAAAUUGCCAAUUAAGUCCUCGUACUAUGUUUAAUAAGUCAAUUAGGUCAUCCUACUUUAAAAUCAAUCCAUUAAACCCUCAAACUUUAAAAAAAAUGUCAAUUACGUGUUUCAGUCGGUAAACCUCCCGUUUUCCGGUUACCUACGUGGGUAGCCAUAUGGCUUUUAUUUUAAUGUUUUUAAAUUUUUUUAAUAAAUUCUAUCUUAAGCAAUCUUCCUCAACGACUGAUGGUUCCAUGGUCAUCGCCAAACUGCUCUCCUCCCUGCUACUCGAGAUUUCAAGAUCAAGUUGUCAAGUCGCUCUCCAAUUUCAUCUUGGAUCUACAUCUUUCAUAUCUCGUUGGAAGGCCUAGGGUUGUCGCUGUCUUGGACGGUGAAGCUGAUUUUGAUCGGUGACCAUGGCUGAGAUGGGAAGUUCGAGACGAAGACCUCGCAUGGCUGAGAUGUGUUUUAAUACAAAAAAAAAGAGAUCUGAUUGUUUUUGUAAAUGAAUGGAUUAUGGACUUGAUGGCGUCCGUAAAUAGGUGAAGAAUUCUUCACCAACAAAAUUCUGCACUUGAAGGUGUUUGAGGAAAUUCCUCACCCAAGACAGUAACAUAAAAGUGAAAGAAGAAAGAGUGUUUGAGGUCUGAGCUUUUCUGUAAAUAGCUUAUACAUAUCAUUUUAAUUUACAGAUCUGAUUGCCUUCUUCAUUGAAUUUCUCUGUGCAAUCAAAGGGGUUGGGGAGAUGUUGUGACCGGUCCCAAGAUCCGGCCGCAAGAUUUCCACAAGAUUUUUGUUAAAAGAAAAAUUAAAGGAAAAGAGUGACAUGUAGAAUAGCCAUGUAAGCAGGUUGACUGGGAAACCUAUUGCACACCGGCUAAAUCGUUAAAUUGGGCGUUUUAUAUUAAGCGUGAGGGUUUAAUUGGUUGAUUUCAAAGUAGGGGGCCUAAUUGACUUAUUGAACAUAGUACAAGGACUUGUUUGACAGUUUUCCCUAAAUAAAAAAUUUAUCUACAAUCUCAAUAUUUUGAAAUCCACAACAUUCAAGAUGUUAAAUAACUUGUACAAAUCUUAUUCCACUUUUAAGGGAAUUGAGCAGAGUAGAUGAAAAUGAAUGUGAAGUCAAGGGAAUGUUAUACAAAACCUGUUCAUCUUUUUAAAGGAAUUGAGCAGAGUAGAUAAAAUAAAGAGAAAAGGGUCAAAUAGACCCUUUUACAAUUAUCAAUACAUUACUUAAACACAUGUACUAAAAUAAGCAUCAUACAACCAUUUGUACACUAAAAUAACAAUCACAUAAGCCAAUUUACAGGAAGAUGACCGGUUUUAAGGGGUCAUUUGGUGAUUACUUGAAAUUCUUUUCUUUUUCCUUUUUUUCUUUACCUUUUUCUGUUCCUUUUUUCUCUUUCAUUCUCUUCAGAUUUUCUUUCAUUCUUUGUUCUUUACUCCUUUUUUAUUCUUUCUUUUACAUCGAUCUUCCUAGCAUGUUCAUAUGUUAUCUUCACUGGAAGAUGGAGGCCUCUUCAGAUUUCAGAUUAGGUUCAUCGCAGGUGAAACUUAGUCUCUCGAGGAGCAUUCUCAAGUCUCAAUGUUAGCAACUUAGCAUCUAGCCCAAAAACAACCAUUUAUGGGUUUAUAUAUCAUUUGAAUUUGCCGGAAAUCCAUUUUCUUGAACUGCUUAUACGGUGUGCAGUAAAGGUGAGGGGUUGGUCUAACUGUAUGGGAAUAUGCGAACUCAAGGGAGGAGACUCGGUCAGACUGUCAGAGGUCUACAGAUGAUCUCAGACAACAAUGUGGACAGUAGCAGCGGAGUGUUGGUUGUUGGCUCAUCGCCAGAACUUUCUGCCAGUGUUCGUCGCUGUUAUCGCCUGAAACGAAUGACAAGUGCAGUCCGUUCCCCGUCGAGAGAUGAUGUUGCAUUAAAAGUAUUAGAAGUCACACUAUUGUCCAUAAUUUGUAUUAAAAGUCAUCUCCAGGAACUCCUAUCCAUGUGUGAAGCUCAAAGACAAAUUGGGGAGACUCACCUGAAUGAGACAAGCUCCAGAUCCCAUCAAAUUCUUAAACUGAACUUUGUUGAUCUUGCUGGAAGUGAGCGGCAUCUCAGGCAUUAUCUGUUGGUCGAAGGCUCAAGGAAGGCUGUCACAUAUCAACCGUAGUUUGUUCACUUGGAACUGUCAUUCGCAAACUAAGGUUGAUUCCCUUGGUGUGGGAGAUGGACGAACCGUAUAGAAGGAGGAGAGAGAAAAGAAAAAAGUAAAGAAAACAUGGAAAACAAAAAAAACACAAUUACCGGCUAAAAAGGGUCUUCUUCCGAUGGAGAAGAGCUGCCAAAACAGAAUGAAGUUGGUCAAGAUCCGGAAGUUGGUAUGGAGUUUGAAAGUAGAGAAGCAGUCUAUGAUUUUUACAAAGCAUACGGGAAGCGUUUGGGAUUUCCUAUAAGAACUAGGAGCAC
Messenger RNA from Cuscuta europaea, 5276 nucleotides. The record is from the annotation of a GenBank genome assembly. Lineage: Eukaryota; Viridiplantae; Streptophyta; Magnoliopsida; Solanales; Convolvulaceae.